Metarhizium album ARSEF 1941 is the source of this 807-nucleotide messenger RNA. Its product is annotated as Thiopurine S-methyltransferase. Lineage: Eukaryota; Fungi; Ascomycota; Sordariomycetes; Hypocreales; Clavicipitaceae. The transcript is spliced from 4 exons. The record is from RefSeq and is a predicted model, not a curated record. The coding region runs from base 1 to 807 and encodes 268 amino acids. Gene Ontology annotation, molecular function: S-adenosylmethionine-dependent methyltransferase activity.
AUGCCCAAACCCGCAUCCGAGCCCCCCGGCCGUCUCAUCUCUCACUUCACCAACCGAUCCCGGGCUCAACAGAGCGAGGGAUGGGACUCGCUUUGGGAGUCUGAUGAAAACGAUCUCUGGGACCGAGCGAUGCCGUCUCCUGCCCUAAUCGACUUUAUCGAAUCCAAGCACGACCACCUGCAUGCCCCUCCAGGAAGACGGCUCUGCGCCCUUGUUCCUGGCUGUGGGAGAGGUUACGACGUGGCCAUGCUUGCCUUGCACGGCUUCGACGUAUACGGGCUUGAAGUCUCCGCAAAAGGAGCGGAGAUAGCCAGGGACUACGCGACCAGAGAACUGGUCGAGCCGCAUGAGUACAAUUUCGGUAGCAAGGACUGGCCAAAGGGUCAGCCCGGCCGGGUCAGGAUCAUCGCCGGAGACUUUUUCGUCCGCAAUUGGGAACAGACUCUGGCCCAGGACGACGUCAAAGGCUUUGACCUCAUUUACGACUAUACGUUUCUCUGUGCUCUGCUGCCAGAAAUGAGAAAAGACUGGGGUCGUCGUAUGAGAGAGCUCGUUGCCCCAACCGGUAUACUUGUGUGUCUUGAGUUUCCCAUGUAUAAAGACGUCAAAGCUGUCGGCCCCCCGUGGGGUCUUAAUGGGGUCUACUGGAAUAUUUUGGCAGUGGGAAAGGAUGGCCUUGUUGAAGAGACUGAGGAGGAUUCCGAGGCAGAAAAUGGCCCAUUUAAGCGGGUUGUGUAUUUCAAGCCGCCAAGGUCUUAUGAGGCCGGUAGGGGCACUGAUAUGCUCAGUGUUUGGAAGCCUCAAUGA